Molecule: messenger RNA, 864 nt
Organism: Paramacrobiotus metropolitanus
Lineage: Eukaryota; Metazoa; Tardigrada; Eutardigrada; Parachela; Macrobiotidae
Exons: 1
Coding region: 1-864 (287 amino acids)
Source: RefSeq, a predicted model, not a curated record
AUGUCUACGCCUACGGGUGAUACUAGCAGUGCCGCACGGCCUCCAUCACUAUCCGCAGCCACUGCUGCUGCCGGAGCGGAAGCGGGAAAGGGACAACAAUUAUUAAGGAUUGUGCCGUUUGACCCCGCCACGAUGGAAUGGCCGUACUGGAAGCUGAGAUUGAAGAAUCAUCUCUUCCUGAUCAAAGUACCGACGGAUUACCAUGUGGCUUUUCUUCUGGAUGCCCUGAGUCCGGAGCCAUUCGAACUUUUGGCAAAGAUGUGCAAGCCGCAAGAACCGAUGGAUUUACCGAUCGCCGACCUAUACGCACGCCUGGAUUCUGCUUACACGGUACCGACAAUGUGGAUCGCCCAGUGGGUGAAAUUCUUUAGUACAAAGCAGAAGCCAGAAGCGACCUUGAUCCAGUUCUCGUGUGACCUUCGGGCGAAGGCGGAGACAUGUAACUUUCCGGACGACGUAAGGGAGAAGAAUAUGAUUGCAGCAUUCGUCAUGGGGCUGAAAGAUGAAGUGGCGACGAAGAAGCUCUGUACAAAGUCGUUGGCAACACUUCAGGACGCCUUGAAUGCUGCCAUUGAAAUAGAAAUGACCAGAAAAGAGUUGCAAAUGGACGAUAUGAAAACUGAAGUCUACAAGAUUUCCCAGAAAGGAAGGAAGAACAGUCAGGGUGCCGGGAAAGAGUGUUACCGGUGUGGCCGCCGCAACCAUUCCCCGGGCAGCUGUUACUUCCGCGACAAGCGGUGCAACACUUGUGACGAAAAGGGCAUUCGUCCCGGAAGUGUCCCGAGCGAACGAGUAACAAGUACAUUUCCGCCGAGGAGCGAAGGCCAUACGACAUCCUGUAACUUUGAGCUCCAGUCGGGAUGA